UUCCCCUUCAGUUAAUUUCUUCAUUCCAAAUUCUAAUUGGACAUUUUUACAUUUCUCUCUGCAUCAGAAGAUUCAGAACCACCGUGGAAAUGUCAGACUGUAUCCCAAACGAGGUUGUCAUCGAGAUCCUCUCACGACUGCCGGUGAAAUCACUCAUCAGAUUCAAGUGCGUUUCCAGGACAUGGAGAUCUCUCAUCUCUAGCCCCCACUUCAUCGCCGCCCAUCUUCAUUUUGCUCUUUCCAACACCCAACACCCACCUUACCUUCUCUUUCGUCACUACGACGGUCAACACAAGAAAGACUGCUUCCCUCUGCCUUCUUCAGGUGAGAAUGGUGUUUUUUUCGCAUACCCAUCAGAUUUCAUAGAAUUGCGUUACCCCCACAAGAGCAUCAACCAAUCCUUCACCAUAGUUGGUUCGUCUAACGGCCUACUUUGUCUCAAUAUUUUGUACAACGAUGGCUAUGUUUUCUGGAACCCUUCUAUUCGAAAAGCUACAUCCCUUCCGGACCCCAGCAUCAGAUUUAGUUCUCAUGGUCCCUUUUUGCAUUCUCUUGGCUUUGGCUAUGACCCCACAACCGACGAUUACAAGUUGGUGAGGGUGGUGUAUCUUGAACCUGAAGGCACUUCUGGUGUUUCUUUCGACGCCGUUCCGCCUCUGGUUGAGAUUUAUACCCUUCGCACCAGCGCCUGGCGCUUUGUUACCGCCCCGGGUCCUCCCUAUGUUGUCGACGAGUGGCCCUUAUCGGUUUUCGUCAAUGGGGCAGUCCACUGGCUCGCGCACACUCCGUGGAAUAAGGGUGCUUUUCGCAACGUGAUCGUGUCGUUCGAUAUGGGAGAUGAGGCCUUUCAUGAGAUGGCUUUGCCUGAGAGUUUACGAGGGUCGGAACACUUGAACGUAACUGUUGCGGUGCUUGAUGGGUUGCUCGCGCUUGCCCCAUGUAACGGAUGGUGGGGGGAAGAGCCUUACUCUGUGUGGGUGAUGAAGGAGUAUGGAGUAGUGGAGUCUUGGACUAAGCAAUUUGAUGUUGAUGUUAGAGAAGGAUUAGGGAGGGUGGUAGCCUUUAGAAGAAAGGGUGGAGUUCCAGUGAACAAGGCUGGAGAGUUGGUUUCUCACGAACCUAGUAGACAACGAAUUUUGGAUCUUCCCAUUUAUGGCUUAACAGAGUCGUUUUAUUUGAGUACUUACGUGGAGAGCCUUGUUCUACUGAAUAUAGCAGAUGGAGUCUUGGAAAGAUAGGCAAGCAAAGGCGAGAUGUGUAAUUUUAGUUUUACUUCUACUUGUUUGCGGUUCCUCCAUUACUGUGCUUAACAUAAUUCUGUUAUUGACCUUCUGCAUACCCCUUUGUAUAUCCCUGCAAAAUGCUUAUCAAAUUGCUGGUCCAAAGCGACUGGUUUACGUCCUUGCAUCGUGCUACUGUUAUAUAUUUACAAAAAUAAAGAAAGGGUUCAGCAA
This is a messenger RNA of Alnus glutinosa, 1454 nucleotides long. Its product is annotated as F-box/kelch-repeat protein At3g06240-like. The coding region runs from base 90 to 1238 and encodes 382 amino acids. NCBI's taxonomy places the organism in Eukaryota, Viridiplantae, Streptophyta, Magnoliopsida, Fagales, Betulaceae. The record is from RefSeq and is a predicted model, not a curated record. The transcript has a single exon. Gene Ontology annotation, molecular function: protein binding.